This is a messenger RNA of Dentiscutata erythropus, 543 nucleotides long. The record is from the annotation of a GenBank genome assembly. NCBI's taxonomy places the organism in Eukaryota, Fungi, Glomeromycota, Glomeromycetes, Diversisporales, Gigasporaceae.
AUGUCUGUAAUCUCUAAUACUAUGGUAUUUGAUCUUCUUGAGGACGAAAAUUUUUAUAUUAAGUGCCGUCAGAUCUCAGUUAUUUUGAAACCUGUAAAGGAAUUAACAAAUUGUUUAAAAGCUAAAACAUCUAAUCUAGCUGAUAUUUUUAUUGGGUUAGUUAAAUUAGCUGCAAAUAUUAAUCGAGUUGAAAAUUCUAAUCUGUGGAAAAGAAAUAUUAUUAUUAAUUUUAAUCAACGAUUCGGUGAACUUGUAAUUUCUGUUACAAUUCUUGCAUACUGGUUACAUCCCUUAUAUAGAGACGAAAAUACUAAUAAUGGUAAGACUAAUAAUUUAGAUAAUACUAAUAAAAGCAAAGAUUUAGAAAGUUUAACAUUAAAUAUUGCAGAUUCAGUAGAUUUAGCAUUGCCAGAAUUUUUAGCAUCUGGAGAUGCAAUAUUUUUUUCAGAUUCUGUUACAACUAAUCGGGCUAGAGAUGUAGGUAAUAUGAAUUACAAUCCUAUUGAGUUAGCAUGUCAAAUGGUACAAGAUGAAGAGGAUUAA